Paramecium tetraurelia is the source of this 1002-nucleotide messenger RNA. RefSeq lists its product as uncharacterized. The transcript is spliced from 6 exons. Gene Ontology annotation, molecular function: protein binding. The record is from RefSeq and is a predicted model, not a curated record. NCBI's taxonomy places the organism in Eukaryota, Ciliophora, Oligohymenophorea, Peniculida, Parameciidae.
AUGAUAACAGAGAAAUCUACACUUGUCUUUUCAGAGAAAAAUAUUCACCAACAGCCAAUCACAGGUAUCAGUGCAUCCAAACAAAACGAUAACCUUUUCCUCACCAUAUCCGAAGAUUCAACAAUGAGAUUAUAUGAUCUAAGAUUGUAAUCAUCUGUCAAAUUAUUCAAUCUUGGUAAAGUAGAAGAUUCUCAAACUGCCAAUUGUUUACUAUCAGACACUUAAGUCUAUGGAGCUAGGAAUAAUGAAAUUCAAUUGUUUGACAUUAGAUAAGACAUUAUUGUUAAAGCAUGUACCUUAAAGUCUGAAAACGAUAGUGAAAUCAACUAAAUAACCUUUGAUUCUCAAUAGCAAUUAAUUUCUGCCAACUUUGACUCUGGUUGUACAUCCAUUUUUGAUAGGUAACUCAAUGUUAAAUCCACUCUCAAAGAAGGACAUGAAAAUAUUUGUUUUAGUGGAGAUUUCAUUCAAGAUGAGGGAGAGUAACUCUAUGUAUCUACAGGAUUCGACUAUAAAAUUAUUCUAUGGGAUUAUUAAUAUAAGCACUAAAUUGAAGAACAACCAAUACUCUAAUAGGCAUCUCAAGCAAAGAUACUCUUCAAAUUUGAUUUAAGCACAAUCCAUUUGUAAUAUGCACCUUUAACUGUUUCACCUCCUGUCAUAUACUCUGCAACUUCUAAAGAUAAUUCAAUUCUAAUAUCAACUGAAACUGGACAAGUCUAUUGUUUCAAAGUACAACAACUGAAAAGAAAGAAAAAUAAGAAACCACCAAUUCCUGAAUUUGUCAUAGAUGCUCAUAAAAGUAAAGUGAUGAGAACCACUUAUUUAAAUGAUAAAAUAGUUACAAUUUCAAAUGAUCAGACAUUUGCUAUUUGGAAUCAAUCAGUUUAAGUGUUAAGAGCAAAAAUAAAAGAUAAGCCUAAUUGGAUAGAGAGUAUUGGAAAUAACACUGUUCUUGUCAGUGAUAUUUCUAAUAAAUUAUCAAUAUUUGAAAUUGUUUGA